Messenger RNA from Silurus meridionalis, 2086 nucleotides. RefSeq names its product spermatogenesis associated 6 (gene spata6). Lineage: Eukaryota; Metazoa; Chordata; Actinopteri; Siluriformes; Siluridae. The record is from RefSeq and is a predicted model, not a curated record. The transcript is spliced from 13 exons. Bases 61 to 1518 code for a protein of 485 amino acids. Gene Ontology annotation, molecular function: myosin light chain binding. Gene Ontology annotation, biological process: spermatogenesis.
UCAAACGAGCAGAAACUUUGAAACCGCGUCAGCUGCUGCUAUGACAACAGUGUGUGAAAGAUGGGAGGACUGACACCGCCAGGAAGAGCUUCAAAAUCAAGAGCACGACCCCGAAAAGCUCUGAAAUGUUCUGUACAACUUAAAGUCCAUGCUAUCACAUGUCCAGGGGUCUUGUUACCAUCUAAUGAGGAUAUUUACUUGAGUGUCCGGAUGAUGGGACAAUACCACAAAACAAAAUGUGUCCCAUAUGCCUUUCCUCUUGUGCUGCAUGAAAACAUGGUGUUUACUAAGACUUUCUCAGGAACAUUUGACCCUGGUGAUAUAGCUGAUCAUCUGGAGCAUGAUAUGACCUGUUUGGAGCUCAUCCAGCUUGUUCCCCCAGAGGGUGAAAUUCUGGCCACAUUUGAGGAGAACACCAGAGACUUCCUUUAUCCAGGCCUAAGCCUGAUUCCUCAAACCCCAGGUUCAGAGAGAGAAGUUCUCAUGAAGAAAUCUGCCUCGUUCCCGGGGAUUUCACCCAAAGUGGAAUUUUCAACCAUGUCUGUUAUUGAGGAGUGUGAUAUGAAAAGUAGCCAGACAGCCACCUCAUGGUCCCCUUACCAGGUGCUUUUGUUACACUUUCUUGAAGUUGGAAACAUUGCAGCUGGAAAUUGUCUUUUGUCACUUGGAGCUUCCGCCUCUAAAGCCUGUCACGUUAAACCAAAAAAGACAAAGUCAAGUGCAGCAGAACAAUAUGGCUACCAGAGGUCUACAGUUGCAUCACAGAGCCGCUGUCCAUCACCAUACACUCACCGAAAGAUGUGCCAACUCUCUGACGAUGCCACACAGCGUCUUCGCCACCUACAGCUCGGACCCUACACCUUUAAGAAAGACACAGCCCCUCAGCCGCCUUUCGUGGUUCCUUGUAGUCCCAACUCUUCACUAAUUGAAUCUCCAUCAUCUUCAGCUCUGCAGUCUUCACCUAAAAGAAACUCCUGCCUGCAGACAUCUGUAACAGGUCAUUCUGUGCGAGUGGGUCCUGUAUCUCCUGAAUUCAGAUCUAGACCAUUGCUUAGCAGUCCCUCUCACAGACGAAACCCAGCUUAUCAGUCCACCCCUGUGUCCAGCAGCCUCAGGGGCCAGAGUCCACUGUUUAGCCGCUCCACACUGAGAGAAAGGUUUCAGAGCCCAUCAAGUCCCUCUCAAGAGAUCCACCGACGGGUUCAGAAGAUUUUACACACUUAUGCCAUUCCCCGCAAGCUCUCCUUUGAGCAGCAGAGUGAAGAAUUUGGUCAGAAUGAACCUGGUCCCUCCAACCAUGACUUGACGCGUUACAGCCAUCUACAAGCAGACAGGGUUAUUCCUGGAGAGCCAUCUGUUCAUUUAGAUAACGGAACAUUCUGGACAAACAGAGCUGCCAAAUACACCGGGAAGUCCCACAGAGCAGUGUUUGAGGACAGCCUUGGCAAAAUCUACAAGAACCUGUACAGAAAAGCAUCAAGUCCCACACACAAUGACUCACAAAGCACCUGGACAUAGUCACCUAUCCAAGAUGGCUAGUUUUCCUUCGUAUCGGUUAUUUAUUUAUUUUGACAUGAUCCAAGCCGCAGUUUAUGUACUCGGAAGCCAUGAUUAAUAAUAUGUUCAUUCUUGUGUAAAUGUGCUGAUUAUUCAGGGAAAGAGCCAAAUAAGGCAGGGAUGCUAUUAGAGCAAGAUCAUUAACAACAGGAUGGUGUGGGUCACUGUUACCAUUCGUUUGGUUAAAAAAAAUAAGUAGGUUUUGUUCUAUUAUACUACAGCCAUUUACAUUUUUAUUUUCACGUUAUACCAUAACACAGCUAUUUUCCAUACUCCGGUGAAGUUAAGGCAGUGCUGUUUAUCCAGGUGCACUUUCAAAGCUAACGAUGUGUCGCAUUUUAACAGUUUAAAGUUGAUUUUGUCAUAAAACGUUCAAGUUAGUCCCUGUUAUUGCCUAAACACUAACAAGGUAUUUCUUUAGUCACUGUACUUAAAAAAAUAAAGUUAAAAUGUAAAUUUCUUUGUAAAACACAAUUUAACAAAAGUGGACCAAAGAGAUGUACAGUAAUAAAAGUAUAGCAACAUUUAA